Molecule: messenger RNA, 901 nt
Organism: Uranotaenia lowii
Lineage: Eukaryota; Metazoa; Arthropoda; Insecta; Diptera; Culicidae
Gene: Rrp40
Product: exosome complex component RRP40
Exons: 2
Coding region: 153-869 (238 amino acids)
Biological process (GO): CUT catabolic process; TRAMP-dependent tRNA surveillance pathway; exonucleolytic trimming to generate mature 3'-end of 5.8S rRNA from tricistronic rRNA transcript (SSU-rRNA, 5.8S rRNA, LSU-rRNA)
Cellular component (GO): nuclear exosome (RNase complex); cytoplasmic exosome (RNase complex)
Molecular function (GO): RNA binding
Source: RefSeq, a predicted model, not a curated record
UGGAUAUAUGGCCAUAGCCGCCGAUCCAAAGGUGGUUUCAGAGAAACCACGAAUAGAAGAAGAAGAAGAAGAAGAACACAUCAACAGCUUUCCAUUUUUCUUGUGAAUUCCGUAAAAUAUUUAUAAUAAUUGAACUACGAUUACGAUACAUCAUGAUGUUAGCCGCCGUCAACGCUCCUGUUUUGCCCGGAUUCCGGGUGCAGGAAGCGAUCGAGCUAGCAAAAGCGAACAAGAACGUGAUUCUAGGACCCGGACUACGACAGGACCGUGACGAUUUGGUACUGGUCUGUAAAAGUGGUGUUCUUCGAAAGAAAGCUCCUAAUACAUUCUGGGUCGAUUGUCAUCAGAAACGAUACGUUCCUAAUCGAGCUGAAAUCGUAAUCGGAAUAGUCACACAGAAGGCCGGGGACAUAUUUCGGGUAGACAUUGGAGCCAGCGAACCGGCGUCUUUGUCCUAUAUGGCUUUCGAAGGAGCCACCAAGAAGAAUCGACCGGACGUCAGUGUAGGAGAUGCAAUCUGUGCCCGACUUCUAAUCGCCAACCGAGAUUUGGAACCGGAACUAAUUUGCGUGGACUCACAUGGAAAAAAGGGAAAACUGGGAGUGCUGCAAGAAGGUUUCGUUUUUAACUGUAGCAUCAAUUUGGUGCGAAAAAUUUUGAAUCCCAAGUGUACAUUUUUGGAUCUGUUAGCCAAAGAAAUGGCCUUCGAGAUGGCGGCAGGAAUGAAUGGCCGCAUUUGGAUAAAAGGGAAAACGGUUAAGCAAACUAUAGCCAUUGGGAAUGCAAUCCUGGCAGUUGAGUACAAGGAUGACAGCGAAUUGAAACAACUUUGCGACGAUAUAGGAAGUUACGUUGCGGGAUUCUCUUAACAAAAGAAAUUUAAUAAAGGACUAACAAACUA